AUUAAAUUGAUGGGUACGAUUGGGGUAGAACGUCGACGGCUAUGGGAAAAAUAAAUUUGCUCUGUUGGUUUCACCUAUGAGCGCAUCCAACGUCGGCAACAGCUCUCUCCAUCCGUCCCCAACCCUCGUGCGUUGGCUCCGGCUCCUGUUUAAUUUCCUCGUCUCCGGCUCUCUUCCGCCCUUCUCUAAAUCCGAAACCCUUAUCCGAGGUUGCUCUUUGAAUCCCCGCGAAACGAUCGAGGGGGCGCAAAUCCUGCCCAUCGAGUCGUUUCGAGGGCUGGCGGGGAGAUGCUGAGCGAGGGGGCGGCGGGACGGAGGUGCCUGCCGACCGAAGUCGUAGCGGCCGAGGCGGUCCUUGCCGCCGUCGAUGGGGCCGUGGCGGUCGUCGCGUUCUUGCAGUUGUUGAGAAUUCACUUACGAAAUCGACAACUUGGCUGGACUCGGCAAAAGAUAUUCCAUAUCAUGAUUGGCUCAUCCAACAUAGGAUACUUGGCAUACUUCAUAUCUACUCUUGUUGCUACUUGUGAGGGAUGGAAGUGUUGGUCACAUGGUUGUGGAUUUGUCCUCAUGGUUUGUCCUCAGAUUCUCUUUCUAGCUGCAUUCCUUCUGCUUGUGUCUUUCUGGGUUGAUCUGUGCCAUCAGGCAAAUGAUGAAGAAGAAGAUGAUGAUGAACAUGGGUGUAAUGAAGCUUUGUUGGAAAAGGGAAAGCAUAAACAAAAUCAUCUUCAUGUUGAUAGCUGCAGGAGAUGUUGCUUUCCUCGAUCUGUUCAUGUUGGAAGUCGACAAAAAUUUGUAAUCUUGGUGAUUGCCCUGACUUUCGUUUCUAUGAUUGCUUUUGCUGUCUUGAUAUGGAUUGGUAGAGGGAAAAAUCCUAUUGAUUCUUCUCUUGUGGCUAGGGUUUAUCUGUAUAUUUUUUCGGUAGCUAUGCUCCUUCUAGGCGGUGUUUUGGCAUGCUACGGGGUGCUGCUGUUCUCAAAGAUGAGCAAUGUACGAUCUGAAAUGGCAUCAACUGAAAUGUGGAAGGUUGCAAGUUUGGCAGCUGUCACUGUUAUAUGUUUCACAUCAUCUGCUGUGCUAUCUCUUGUUACUAAUAUUCCAUUGCAGGUUCUUUCGUAUUGGCAUUUGGCUCCUUCAGACUGCUUAAGCAGUUCUGCUUUUAUAUUUCUCUAUUAUUUUAUAGGCUCAUCAGUACCGUCAGGUUUUGUGUUAUGGAUUAUGAGAGAAAUGCCUCCUCGUCUUGUAGCUGAUAGUGAUAGACCAGCACCAUCCACCAUAGUAACUUUUAUCAGAGAAAGAAGUACACCUACUCAAAAUCCGCAAUGGAGGGCUAGUGUGGCAUCCUCUCAGAAUAAGGGUCUUAAAGCAAGCCCCAUCUAGGGUGUAUUUGCCCGUGAAUUCUAUGUAAGUCUAAACAGGGGACAAUUCCAUACACGGGCUUCCAUCUGUGGAGCCAGUGUUACAGUGGUGGCUGUUGCGAGUCGACCAUUCGAGCAAACCAUUUCUGCUUGGGCUUGGCUAGAUCAACGAGUUUGGAUGGCCUAAUGAAACACUCCCAACCCAUGACAAACUUAUUUACCAGAUGAUAUGAUGAUCAACAGCACUAGGUUUAGCAGAGUCAAAAUGUAUAUAGUCUGUAAGGUCAUUGCAGUGCAGGCAAGUGGUGUUCGGUCCUAUCUCUCUCUGAUCCAAUCAUAUAUAAUAGCAGUGAUGUCUUGUUACUUGGUUUACUUUCAUCUUUAACCAAAUUUUAUGACUUUGAGCAUCCGUAGUAGUUACAGACCCAAUCUUUCCUGCUGCGGAUAUGUUAGACUUAGCUUUAUAAGCGAUCAUGACAUUUCCAUGUAAUAAUUUCGGCCGGAAGAGUAGCAAUGGCUGUGUUGGUUUUUCUUUUAUAAA
Molecule: messenger RNA, 1896 nt
Organism: Musa acuminata subsp. malaccensis (wild Malaysian banana)
Lineage: Eukaryota; Viridiplantae; Streptophyta; Magnoliopsida; Zingiberales; Musaceae
Product: tobamovirus multiplication protein 1
Source: RefSeq, a predicted model, not a curated record